AUGUGGACAACAACUGAUUUUAUUAUAUUCCAGAAAACAUUUUUUAGUGUUUUAGUACCAAUUAUAAUUAUUAUUGGUACAGUCGGAUCUAUUCUAAAUGUAAUCGUAUUUUCCGUUAGUAAAAAACUUCGUUCAAGUUCAUGUUCACUUUAUUUAAUAUUUGCUUCGAUUACUUAUGCUGUAUAUUUAAAUACUGUUGCACUAUUAAGAUUACUUCAAGUUAGUUACAAUAUUGAUCCAGCUUCACAAUGGUUAUGGUUUUGUAAAUUAAGAUAUUAUUCUGUUGGAAUUUUAUUAAUGUUACCUCGAUCAUAUAUGUUAUUAGCUGCUAUUGAUCGAUAUUUCAUGAGUAAAUCACGUCAACAUCGUUUUUUGUCGUAUCGUAUUGCAUUGAAAAUGAUUGUAUUAACAUUUUUCUUUUGGUUGAUUGUAUGCGUUCAUUUCGUGAUUUUUUAUAAUAUUAAAAUCUCUUCAAAUGGAACAAAUUAUGUUUGUUCAAAUCCACCUGGUUCAUAUUCAACAUUUCUUAGUUUUUAUUCAAUAUUAAUAAAUGGUAUUUCAAUACCAUUAUUAAUGACAAUAUUUGGUUUAUUAACACUUCAUAAUCUUAAACAUUAUCGUAAUCAAAUUCAUAAUAAUUUUAUUAUUUUAGUACAACGAAGGAAGAAAGAAGAAUGGUCAAUACUUCGAAUGAUUCUAAUACAACUCAUUGUUAAUGUUAUUUUAUCAUUACCAGUAACUAUUUAUUUAUUUUAUAAUGGUUUAACGCAAUAUGUUGAAAAAUCAUCGCUUAGAAAUUUUAUUGAAAAUUAUAUUUAUAAUAUGUUUACUCUCCUACCAUAUAUAAAUGCAGCUGCAUCUUUCUAUGUAUAUUCAUUAACUUCUCGGACAUUUCGUAAGGAAUUAUGUUAUCUUACUAUUCAUUUUUCAACAUCGAUAAAACAAAGUAUAAUAUAUCAUUCAAGAGCAUUAUUUACUCAUUCGUUUACACCAUAA
Molecule: messenger RNA, 996 nt
Organism: Adineta steineri
Lineage: Eukaryota; Metazoa; Rotifera; Eurotatoria; Adinetida; Adinetidae
Source: the annotation of a GenBank genome assembly